Molecule: messenger RNA, 2684 nt
Organism: Cannabis sativa
Lineage: Eukaryota; Viridiplantae; Streptophyta; Magnoliopsida; Rosales; Cannabaceae
Exons: 7
Coding region: 220-2445 (741 amino acids)
Source: RefSeq, a predicted model, not a curated record
GACCAAACCCCAUAUCUAAUCUAGCCGUUACUUCAUCAUUUUGCUUACGUGGCAAUAAAAAUUUUCAAAUCCCAAAAUCGUUACGUUACCUAACCUUGUAAAGAAACUAUUUAAAAAUAAAUUUGACCGUUAACUUGAAUUUCAGCAAUACACAAACCUCGUCCUCUGUUUCGUUUCUCACCUCUUAUUAUUCAUAGCACAACAUUUCUCGAACGAAGAAUGGCUUUCGAUUACGCUUUCACAGACGAGGAAAUGGAGAUCGACGAGACCGUCGGUUACCCAAGAGCAUAUGCAAGGCUCUGCCGCGAUCGUAUUUCUAGUCCGUACAGUCAUGGACCUCCAUUUACUUUCAUGCCUUACUGUCUCCACGAACACGAGGUUUUGAGAGCAAUGGAUCUAGAACAACUCUUCCCUAUCUUUGACCCAAAAGCAAAACACACUGGAAAAAUUAAGCUUUUUGUUAGUCUCUUGUGGAAGCAGCUCAGUCAUCUUGGGAAUGCUGGUUUUGAUCCAGCUGUAAUUCGAGUUGACCCAUAUGGGAAUGUCCUAUACUUUCAUGCUGAUUCUGCUUCUCCUCUAGCUUGGGAUAUAGAUCACUGGUUUCCUUGCUCAAGAGGAGGAUUGACCGUACCAAGCAAUUUGAGGAUAUUACAAUGGCAAGCUUGCAAGAAGAAGCAUAACAAGCUGGAGUUUCUCAUUCCAUGGUGGGAUUUUCAAUUGGGCAUUUCUGUAAACCAGUUCUUGUCAAUAUUUGCUUCUUCAAACUCAGAUUUCAGGCACAGGGCAUUCUCCUUUUUGUUCUCUGAAGGUGAAAGUGAGGAAUUGAACUCUUCGCAGACAGUUGAAUCUCAUUCAUUCCCACAGCCUUUUGUUGAAUCAAAAGAAAAACUUGGUCUUGCUCCAGCAGCCAUUGUUGCAUCUAGAAGGGAAUCCUUUGCCUCCUCAACUUCAAUGGCUUUGCAGUCCUUGGAUUCUAAUAGGCUUAGGCCACGUUCUCCAGCAUUUGCUGCAAGAAAUUCCAAGGCUAGUAGUUCGAAAGAAAAUGAAAAUCCAAAUUACUAUUCAAACCCAUAUCAAUCCAUUGUCAUGGCUAGAGAUUCCCUUAAACAGAGAGAAGAAACUUCAAAGAUGCAGGCAGAAAUUCAGAAACUUGAUAAUGAAGUAAGCGAAAUGAGGAGAAAGAAUGAAGAGGAAAAGGUGAACAUUCAAGACUUGGAAUUGGUACUGAUAAAACGUAGAAGAAGGGCAGAGAAGUGUAGGAGACUGGCCGAAGCACAGUCAUCAUAUAGGACUAUGCUUGAGAAAAUGAUAAGAGAUGCUAUGCACCAGAGUGUCAUGUAUAAAGAACAGGUGAGACUAAACCAGGCUGCAUCAACUGCACUCAUGGCAAGGCUUGAAGCUCAAAAGUCUAUCUGUGAUGCAUCUGAGAAAGACCUCCAUAGAAAAUAUAAAGAAAGGGAUGAUCUUGAGAAACAAAUAAGACCAGAAUGGGAGCAAGCAAGGAAGAGGUCAAGAAUGAAUGCUAAUGAUGAUCUAUUAAUUGAAGAAAGACACCAUCAUAAUAAUAAGCCUAUGCUGUGUUUGCCCGAAACCAAACCAAAAACACCUUUACACAAGGAACUCAGAGUUUUUCUUGAGGAAGAGCAAAAAGCUUCUAAUGCUGGAUUAUCACUGAGUGAAGAAGAAAAGCAAUUUCGUAUAGGUAAGGUGUUGAAGAAAUCCGAAAAGAAUUUCUCCAUUGACAAACGUGGCGGGGAUCAGAGUAAAGCCAUUGUUGUAUUGGAGGAUGACAACAUAGUUGAGCCCAAGUUUAGUGAAUCAAAAGAAGAAAACAACAAAUACCAAAUGAGAUUUCCCUCUCAAGAACCAAAAGUUGAGGAAGAAGAAGAUGAGGAGAUCAGGAAAGAACGUGGCAAAGGCAAUGUAGAGAAAUGGCUGCAGUUGCUGUUAGAGAAUGCUCAAGAAGACUUGUUGGAAGCUCAACAUGAACUCGAAAACAAAAGAAGCAAGACUAAUAAUGAUGACAGCAUUAUCACUAAACUAAAUAACAAGUACCCUCAAAUGAAGGAAAAGAUUGCCCAUGAAAAAGAUAAGGAUAAGAAGAAGGGAAAAGAAAAGAGAAUUGACCAUGAUGAUGAUGAUGAUGAAGUAAGAACUGUGGUUGAAGGAGGAGUUGGUGAAACAAGCAAAAAGGCUUCUGAAGAAAGAGGAAGGAGUCAAAGUGUUGGAAAGGAAAGGAAGCUUGUGAGGUCUGAGAGUUUCAGGGCUUUUCGGCGAAUCCCAUCAUCUCCAUCCCUUAUCUUAGGCAUGAAGAAAAGUGUUGACUGCAUAGGAAAGAAGCCCAUGGUUAGUGGUGAUGAUGAAGAUUAUGAUGUAGGAAAUAGCAAUGGCUUCCUCAACCUCAAGUCAUCCAUUAAGAGUAUCAAGAGAGCAGUCAAAAUAUAGAAUGCUCAGUUGGGGUUUCACAUUAUUACAUAUUUUUUUUCUUCUCCUUAAUACUAUUAAGAUUGUUACAAUAUUUUUAAAAAAAAUAACUGUGUGUAAGUUUUAGGUAGUUUGUUUCUUUGAUUGAUUGCUUUACAUUACGUCUUUUGUUUUUGUGUAUAAGAUUUGUUGGGUCAAGUUUGUAAUAACAACUUGUUGUUUGAUAAAAAGAUUAUAACUGUUGUGUUCUGUUUCUUCCA